This is a messenger RNA of Magnusiomyces paraingens, 3870 nucleotides long. RefSeq lists its product as uncharacterized. Gene Ontology annotation, cellular component: cytosol; peroxisomal membrane. The record is from RefSeq and is a predicted model, not a curated record. NCBI's taxonomy places the organism in Eukaryota, Fungi, Ascomycota, Dipodascomycetes, Dipodascales, Dipodascaceae. Gene Ontology annotation, molecular function: ATP binding; ATP hydrolysis activity. The coding region runs from base 1 to 3870 and encodes 1289 amino acids. The transcript has 2 exons. Gene Ontology annotation, biological process: protein import into peroxisome matrix.
AUGCCUUCAGCAGUGCCCAUUGUGCCUGUUGCUGGAAGAAGUCUCAAAGAGGGACCUAAGUUGCCCCGCAAACUAACUCAAAACACCCGCACGGUGAUUUUCUUUUCGGAUCUGAUUCCUCAAGAUCAUGUUAUUCUAUCCAAUCAAAUCUAUCAGAAACUAUUUCCUUCUGCGAAAACAACUGGUAAUUUCGUUGUGUUAAAUAGCCUUAAUUGUAACAAGUGGACUCUUUUUGCAGUUUUACCCCGCCAUGAAACCCUUUCUUCACAGCUAACGGUUGAGCAACUUCAGUCUCAAUUUCCUCCCGACUCAUGUAUAGUGUCUUCACACUCUCGCUAUGCGGUAUCUUUUCUUUCUAGUGUGGCAUUAGUUUGCUCGAUUAUUCCUCCAGUUUUGGAUCAAGUGUUGAUUCUAUGCUCUCCUGAUAUCUACACUACCCUUCACCAGAAAGAUCAUAGCCGUCUUGUUGAAAUAAUCCAAUCCUCUGGAUCCAUUCUUCGACAGGGUGAGUUUUGUUCGGCUUUGGGAGGACUUGUCAAGCUAUGUGAUCCCGUCGAUCAAGGUAUUGUUGAUUCCCAAAUAACUAAGGUCACCAUUGUCAAGGACAAGUCACUUUCUAUGAUACCAGCCGCACAACAAACACCACAUCUUACCAACGAAAUCUCUGAACAGCCUGGCUUUUCCGAUGAUAUAGAUCAAAUAGAUGCGGAAAUUUCAAGAUAUCUUGAUUUUGUGAACGACUGGGACUCUCCAGAAGACAACCUAGAAUCUAGCAUACUAAAUACAUCUCCAAAUGGAUCAACAUUGGAAGAUAGUAAGACGGAAUCUUCUGCAACCCCGCUUACCUUUUCAAAACCAAUAGCAAUCAAGCCCCUUGAAAAACCAAUUCAUCCUGCUGCAAUCAUCCCCCUUCCUUUCCCCAAAGAUGACCCUGAAGCUCGAGGGUUUGCUAAAAUUGAGUUUCUUGCUGAAAUUGGAUGUUUCUCUGGUGAUGUGGUACUAAUUAAAACAGCCACAGGCAAACGACACAUAACUCUUUUUUCAUACCCAGAACCCAAUACUUGCCCUUCACGUACGCUUUAUGUGUCCCCUGUGUUUUUUUACAAUUUAGGUUCUCCUUUUGAAAUUCAAAUUGCAAAACUUUCUGCGGGAAAAACAGACACUACCAAAAUUAAGGAGGUAUCUUACACAGGAUGUCUGCAAACAGCCAAAGAGGUUACAAUUUCUCGAAUUGCUUCUGCAAUUACAACAGAUCGCACUCUUCAAGUUGCCUUUCUCUCUGGUCUUCGAACUUAUUUUGAAGCCAGUUUUCGUGUUGUCAAAAAUGGUGAUAUAAUUGCUAUACCUAUUGAUACCAUUCUUGCGAAAACAUUGGAGGAUAUUGAUGAUGCUGGUGCAAUACCUGUUGGAAGACCUAAUGAAGUUGCUUGGUUUAAAGUUACUGCUCUCAAUUACGCGGAGAGUGAUUAUGACGAUGAAAAGCCUUUAGUGACUGAUGAUGACAAUGACAAUGACUAUAUUAUUAAUCCUUCACAAACAAGGAUGGUUCAGUCUGGUAUUGUCACAGAAAAUUCUAUUCCAACAAGUUUACCAUGGAAACAGUACCUUUCACUUCCAUUAUAUCCUUACUACAAUCUUGAUGAUUAUUCCUCUCCUAAGUUUGAAUAUGCUCGCAAGCUUCACCAAUACUUCUCUGCAAGUAUUUCUCCUUUGGGUGUAUCUUUGAAAACCACGAUUCUUGUUCAUUCUUCUAAAAGAGGUACCGGGAAGUCUUCUGCUGUCCACAGUGUUGCAGCGUCUAUGGGAAUUCAUGUCUUUGAGGUUGACGGAUUCAGUACUAUCAGCGACAAUGAUGCGAAGACUUUUGGUGUUUUACGUGCCCGUCUUGAGCGCGCUUCUGAAGUUAGUCCUUGUGUUGUUUUUAUUAAGCAUAUUGAUGCUUUUGCAAAAAAGUCUGAGCAAGAUGGAAAGGAGGGUGCAGGCAUUACUUCCAAUAUUAUUAACUUGUUCAACACUAUUCUUUCAGAGAAGGAAAAUUUCAUAAUCACUGCUACAGCUGCAGAUGUUGACAAAUUAUCGGAUUCAGUAAGAGCCCUUUUUAACUUUGAAGUCGAAAUUGGUGUUCCUUCUGAAGAUGAGCGCAGAGAUAUUUUUCGUUACAUUUCCAAAACCCAACUUCCGGAACAAGUAUCUGAACAACGAUUUGGACAAAGAAAAUUAUCUUAUACAUUUGCUUUACGUGGUGAUGUUUCUAUUGAUACCUUGGCAUUACAGUCAGCAGGUUUGACACCACCAGAUCUUAUUUCCAUUGUUCAGACUAGUAAACAAAAGGCACUUACUAGAUUACAAAAUAUUUCUAAGGAAACUUCUUUGGAAUUAUUUGAUCUUAUUUUAAGUUCCGGUGGUGUCAUUAAAAUUACACCUGAUGAUAUUGAAGAUGCUAUCGGCGAAGCUCGUCGCAAAUAUUCCGAUUCUAUUGGUGCUCCUCGUAUUCCUAAUGUUUCAUGGGAAGAUGUUGGAGGUCUCGAAGGUGUUAAGAAAGAAAUUCUUGAUACUAUUGAAAUGCCACUUAAGUAUCCCGAGCUUUUCAGUGGUGGAAUGAAAAAGCGCAGUGGCAUUUUAUUUUAUGGACCACCUGGUACUGGUAAAACACUUCUUGCCAAAGCUAUCGCCACAACAUUUUCCCUCAAUUUUUUUUCUGUUAAAGGUCCAGAACUUUUAAAUAUGUACAUUGGUGAAUCUGAAGCUAACGUCCGAAAAGUUUUCCAAAAAGCUCGCGAUGCAAGACCUUGUGUUGUUUUCUUUGACGAGUUAGAUUCAGUGGCUCCAAAGCGUGGUAAUCAAGGUGACUCUGGUGGUGUUAUGGAUCGUAUUGUAUCCCAACUACUAGCAGAACUUGAUGGCAUGAGUGGUGGAGGUGGUGAAGGUGUUUUUGUUGUUGGUGCUACAAACAGACCAGAUUUGCUUGAUGAGGCUUUGCUACGUCCUGGUAGAUUUGAUAAAAUGCUUUACCUUGGCGUAUCAGAUACCCAUUCAAAACAACAAACUAUCUUGGAAGCUCUAACCCGAAAAUUUAAGCUUUCUGAAAAUGUCUCUUUAGAAAAGGUUGCAAACAAAUGUCCAUUCACAUAUACUGGUGCCGACUUUUAUGCUUUAUGUUCCGACGCUAUACUUAAUGCUAUGACUAGAACAGCUGGUGAAGUUGAUGAAAAGUAUAAUAGGUAUAACCUAGAAGAGCGCCAAGCUAAGGAUCUUAAAGAGAUUUCAAUUCGAUCGUGGUUUGAAAAUGUUGCUACCGAUAAAGAUAUUGAUGUUCUUGUGACAGAAUCCGAUUUUGAUAAGUCUCUCCGCGAGCUGAUUCCUUCAGUGAGUGCUGAUGAACUAAAACAUUACAUGAGGGUUCGUGAUAAUUUUCAAGGAGGAAAGACCAAAGCUAAAGGUGAGGCUCAACAAGUUGAAAAAGGAAGAAUUGAAGAGAUUGAUGAUAUUGAUGGUAUUCUUUCUGAAUCAAUUAAACAAGCGAUUGGUGAAGCUACAAGACAGGCUGGUGCUUUAAACAUUAAUGGAACAAAUAAUUUUUCUGUUUCAAGAUCAACCGAGUAUGCCAUACCUAACAAUAUAGCUUCCGAAACUAGUUCUUCUUCAUCAACUCCACUGGCAAUUCCAGCGUCUUCUGAUCUUCACAGUGUUAAUGGCGCUUCAGAACAAGACCUUCUUACUCAGUUAACUAAUGGAAAUGGUGCUGUUAAUGGAAAUUCUAGUAACCACGGUGUUACUAGUAAUGGAAUUAAAGGUGAUGAUUCCGAGAAAAAUAAAAAGAAAAGUAAAGGCAAGGGCAAAGGAAUCAGUAAAAAACACUUGACUCCCUGA